AAUUUGAAAGUAGUUCCGAUUUCGAUUUUUAUUCGGUUUUGAUAUUUUCCCAAUUCUCUCCACCCUUCCUGUAAUCUCUCUCCCGUCUUCAACCUCUCUCCCCCUCUCUCUCCCUAUUUCUAGUUCUUCUUCCUCUUCACGCCGCCUCUCCUUCUCACCUUACCUACACCCAUUUCCCACUCCUCUUCUGCCUUCUUCUUAUUUGUUUGUUGUAGCAUAAGAAACAUUCCCAAUUCAUUCCCACUCUUCCCACUCAUACACACUGUUUAUUUGCUUCUGUAAUCUCCUUUUUUCACUCUCAUUCUUCCUUUUCUCACCUGGGUCUCGCUUCCCUUUCCAUUAUCUCAACUGGGUCAUUUAAAGAGCUCUCUCGUGUAUAAAAUAGAAAAAUGGACUGUAAACUGACAACUGAUCUUGAGAGGCUUUAUGGUGAGAAUCCGAUAGUUGCUCGUGAGAAUGGACGUACUGAGGAAUCAGUUCAUCCGAGAAUGACUUCGAUGGUUGCAGAUUCCUGUAAGGGCUCGUCUUUGGAGAACGGAAAGGUCAUGAUGAAUGAGCUUCAGCAAUCAACAGGUCAAUUUCGGAUGGGGGAAAGUAACCGGGCGAUCAGAGACCACCGGUCAUUGACAUCUGCAGUCGAGAAAUUAAGUUUGGGUGCGGAGAGGUCGGGGAGAACUUGGUUGAAGAAUGAUCAAUUUGAAAACUAUAUGAAUAAGCAAUCAUUCAUUUCUGAAGCACCAGUGGUUGCUGAUCCAUCUUUGAGGUCUUCACAUCAUUUGAACAAUGGCUAUUAUGAUAUUCAUAUGAAAGUUCAUAGCCCUCAGAUAUCAAUCUCACCAAGGCCUGUUUCUGAUGGCCUCAAGAAUGGGGAAGCUUGUCACCUUCAGCCAUUUGAAACUCCUUCCCCUGUUAUGCCAUCGACUCAUGAAAUGCCUGCGAUGCCAUUUCCUAUAUCGUCUCAUCUCGAGAAAAUGUUGCCGAGUGGCCUAUCCCCUAUGCAUUUUAUGCAUCCACAACAAAUGAAUCAUGGCCAAAUGGGUUUGAAUUGUACAAAAGAAGAGCUUGUCAACUCCUGCAUGAUGCAAGGGCAGCACCAGUACCUUCAUGAUCUUCAUAAUCAGCAACAGGAGUAUUCAAAUCAAUUCGAAUCGUUUGGUAACGCUACAUUCGGGAAGUUGCGGUUUCUGAGAAGUCCUAAGAAGAAAUGUUGUUUUGAGUAUCCAGUUUCCCACAAUCUUGAGCAGUCUAAACAUGAUGGAUUCUCCAAUGGGACUGCAAAUUACGUGGGUUCAGGUAUAUCAAAUCAUGUUUUUUCGACACCGUAUGUAGAUACAUUAGACGGCCAGGAUAAAAGUUUCAAGCAAUGUUCUCCUAGAAAGAUCCCCAUUAUGACCCAUGGACUGAAUGUAGUUGAUUGUAUGAAAGUUCCAUCUGUCGAUGCCGAGAAACAAAAAUAUUUUAUGCGCCUAAACAGCUAUCUUUGUCAAAGUUGUUAUUUUAGGCAGUUCGGUUUUCCUUCAACCGCUACGGAUUGCGUCUGUCAUGAGAACUUAAGGGUAUCUGCUAUGUUGUCUAGUUAUGCGAAACAUAAGACCGAGAUACCGCCUCUACAAUGUAACUCUCUCGAUGAAGCCACGGGUAAAAUAUAUCUCAUGGCUAAAGACCAACACGGUUGUCGCUUCUUGCAACGGAUGUUCAGUGAGGGUACUAAGGAAGAUAUCGACAUGAUUUUCAAUGAAAUCAUUCAACAUGUUUCUGAGCUCAUGAUAGAUCCUUUUGGAAACUAUUUAAUACAGAAGCUCCUUGGAGUUUGUGAUGAGGAUCAACGGCUUCAAAUUCUUUACCAGGUUAACCGACCCGGUGAACUCAUUCGAAUUUCGUGUAAUAUGCACGGGACUCGGGCUGUUCAGAAGCUUAUUGAGACCCUUAAAACCCCAGAGCAGUUUUCCAUGAUUGUCUCCUUAUUGAAACCUGGAAUAGUGAUUCUCAUGAAAAACAUUAAUGGUAACCAUGUAGCACAGCAUUGCUUGCAGUUUUUGGUGUCUGAAUAUAUUGAGUUCCUUUUCGAUGCUGCAACGAAAUGUUGUGCUGAGGUUGCCACUGAUCGACAUGGUUGCUGUGUGCUUCAAAAAUGCCUUUCUUGUUCUGAUCAUAGACAACGAGAUCGAUUGCUAACCGCGGUUGUAUGUAAUGCUUUAUUUCUUUCCCAAGACCAAUACGGGAACUAUGUUGUGCAAUUUGCAUUCGACCUUGCGCGUAAUCCUACUGCAAUUCCUUGGGUGAUAUCCGGUAUCUUGAAACGUUUAGAGGGCCAUUUUGCGGACUUGUCGAUUCAGAAAUAUAGCAGUAAUGUUGUUGAAAAAUGUGCUUCUAUUGGAGAGGAAUAUCUGACGAAAAUUAUCGAUGAGUUGAUAAACGACGAACGAUUCAGUCAAAUUAUGCUUAACCCAUAUGGAAACUACGCAGUUCAAGCAGUGUUGGCUCAUUCUGGGAUUUGCAAAGGUUCUUCUCUUCAUGCUAAUCUUGUGGCUGCAAUCAGACCGCACGUCCCGUUGCUUAGGACGAACAUGUACGGGAAGAAAGUGCUCGGAAUGCUCGGAAAAGUGAACUGACCGACACAAUCGACUAAGAUUGGCUGUAACCUGCAUUCCUUGUUGUUGUUGUUGGUCAAAAAAGGACAUGGCUUGUCUUUCUGCUCUCGAAGUGUUGCUGUUUUGUUCUAUUGUUCUUUUGUUUGUCAGGAGCUUAGCUGCAAGUGUUCAACUAGUCUUUCUCCUCAAGUCGCUCUUUAUUUUGUUCUCUUGUUCUUUUGUUUGUUAAGGAGCUUAGGCCAUUAACCAUGGCUGCAAGUGUGCAACUAGGUCUUAUUAUUUUGUUCUUUUGUUUGUUUGUUAAGGAGCUUAAGCCAUGUUAACAUGGUUCGUCUCCAUCUCUAUCCAUGUUUCAUACUCGGACCCUUUUUGUAGAGUCAUUGUUGUAUUGGAGACCGAGAUGACGAUGAAUGAUAAGCUUAGGCUCUUU
Molecule: messenger RNA, 3021 nt
Organism: Cucurbita maxima (winter squash)
Lineage: Eukaryota; Viridiplantae; Streptophyta; Magnoliopsida; Cucurbitales; Cucurbitaceae
Product: pumilio homolog 12-like
Exons: 6
Coding region: 390-2612 (740 amino acids)
Biological process (GO): post-transcriptional regulation of gene expression
Cellular component (GO): cytoplasm
Molecular function (GO): mRNA binding
Source: RefSeq, a predicted model, not a curated record